This is a messenger RNA of Magnolia sinica, 1857 nucleotides long. Its product is annotated as pyridoxine/pyridoxamine 5'-phosphate oxidase 1, chloroplastic-like. Gene Ontology annotation, cellular component: mitochondrion. Gene Ontology annotation, biological process: pyridoxine biosynthetic process. The record is from RefSeq and is a predicted model, not a curated record. Bases 33 to 1625 code for a protein of 530 amino acids. Lineage: Eukaryota; Viridiplantae; Streptophyta; Magnoliopsida; Magnoliales; Magnoliaceae. The transcript has 14 exons. Gene Ontology annotation, molecular function: FMN binding; pyridoxamine phosphate oxidase activity; NAD(P)HX epimerase activity.
UGCCGUCAUCAUGGGGCAACAUAAGAAGAACAAUGUCAUGUCUUCUGCUUUCGACUUCUCUUUUCUCCACUCCUGCUAAUACAGUCUCUCUUCUCUCCCAUUCUCGCUUCCCAACCCCUUGCUCGGGAUUCCGUGGCCUACUUCCAAAAUUCUCCACUGCUCGAUUCUGUUCGAAGUCCGGUGGUGAAUCGAGAGGAAUGGCUGACAGGAUGGUCUCCUCCCUCGAGAACUUGCAGAAUCCGGACAACAUCUCUUACCUCUCGCAGAAAGAGGCUGCCGAGAUCGACGAGAUCCUCAUGGGCCCUCUCGGCUUCAGUGUUGAUCAGCUGAUGGAGCUGGCGGGCUUGAGCGUUGCAACCUCAAUAGCAGAGGUCUACAAAUCAAGUGAGUAUGGUCGAGUUCUUGCUAUUUGUGGUCCAGGAAAUAAUGGUGGUGAUGGUUUGGUAGCUGCUCGCCACCUACAUCAUUUUGGAUAUAAACCAUUUGUUUGUUAUCCAAAGCGUACACCCAAGACUCUCUAUACUGGUCUGGUUACUCAGCUGGAAUCACUGUCGAUACCAUUCUUGUCAGAAGAAGACUUGCCUCUGGACUUAUUAAAUGAUUUUGACAUCGUUGUAGAUGCAAUGUUCGGAUUCUCAUUCCAUGGUAAACCAAGGCCACCUUUCGAUGAUCUCAUACGGAGGCUGGUUUCCUUGCACCAUCAUGACCAGACACGUCAGAGGUCACCUGUAAUUGUUUCUGUUGAUAUCCCCUCGGGGUGGCAUGUAGAAGAAGGAGACAUAGAUGGAGAUGGGAUCAAACCUGACAUGUUGGUUUCAUUAACUGCUCCAAAGCUGUGUGCGAAGAAGUUUUGUGGCCCUCAUCACUUUCUAGGGGGUAGAUUUGUCCCACCUUCUAUUGCAGAAAAGUAUAAGAUUCAUCUUCCGCCGUUUCCUGGAACUUCCAUGUGUGUGCGGAUUGGAAAGCCACCACCAGUUGACAUUUCAGCAUUAAGAGAGAAUUAUAUUUCUCCAGAACUUGUUGAGGAUCAGGUGCAGGCUAACCCUAUUGAUCAGUUCCGCAAAUGGUUUGACGAUGCAGUGGCUGCUGGCUUGCGAGAACCAAAUGCCAUGGCGUUAUCUACUGCUGACAAGGAUGGAAAACCCUCUUCAAGGAUGGUUUUGCUAAAAGGAGUUGAUGAAGAUGGUUUUGUUUGGUAUACCAAUUACGGAAGUCGAAAGAGCCAUGAACUAUCUGAAAAUCCUUGUGCAUCACUUCUUUUCUACUGGGACGGCCUUAAUCGCCAGGUAAGAGUAGAAGGAACUGUACAAAAAGUUUCUGGUGAGGAAUCUGAGAAAUAUUUCCACAGUCGUCCCCGUGGAAGUCAGAUUGGGGCAAUAGUUAGCAAGCAGAGCACUAUAGUACCUGGUAGGCGUGUAAUCCACCAAGAGUACAAAGAGUUGGAAGCCAAAUUUUCUGAUGGUAGCAUGAUUCCUAAGCCCAGACACUGGGGAGGUUACCGGCUUAAACCAAGUGUAAUCGAAUUCUGGCAAGGACAACAGUCUCGCCUUCAUGAUCGGUUGGAAUAUUCUUUGAGAGUGGUUGAAGGAAAGCAAGUAUGGCACAUUGUUCGGUUGGCUCCAUGACUAGUAUUUUCAGCCUCUUCUUUAUAAAGUUCAUCUUCUUGAUCCUUUUAUUAUUUGGUUUACCUUCUGUAGCAUGGUUGUCUCCUUUAUAAGUGACUCUAUUUUAUAACCGGAAGAAAGUAUUGCAAAAAGUGAAAUAAUGUUAUGGAAUGGGGAGAAAUGCUGAGGUAAUUCGUCCAUAUCGAGCUACUUUAAGAAAAGAAAAUCCAGAUCGAGUCAGUGAUUCACAACA